Molecule: messenger RNA, 243 nt
Organism: Brenthis ino (lesser marbled fritillary)
Lineage: Eukaryota; Metazoa; Arthropoda; Insecta; Lepidoptera; Nymphalidae
Source: the annotation of a GenBank genome assembly
AUGACUUCAAUGAUAUCAGAUACGGAAUCAAAUGUUAGUGGAUUUAUAAAAUAUAGUGAUAAAAAUUUCAAGCAUCUAUAUUCAUCAAUGAUUAAGAAUAUGGAAAUAAUUAACCAGGACCUACUGCAAGUUGAAAAUAAUAUGAAGAACAUUGUCGACCAGUCAGGUCCUCUUGAAAGCCAACUGUCAGCACUUUUGCAAAUAUUGCCCAAACCAAAGCUCAAUCUGCCCAUGGAGACUGAA